AUGGAGGAAAAUUCAAAAUUAUUUUCUAAUCAAUUCGACGUUAUUGAUGGCGAUUCAUAUGGUAUAAUGGCACGUGAUGAUGAAUUAGAAGAUGAUUAUUUUACUCAAUAUAGAAAUGAUAUUAAUGAACAUGAAAUAAUACAAGAUGAUCCACAAGAACAUUUAUCACAACGAUUAAGUCAAUUGUCAAUGAGUAACAAGAAUGAUGAUGAUGAUUCAAUACCAAAAUAUCUACAAGAUGAAUUGGAUAAAUUAACUUGUACAAUAGAUCGAAAAGAUCUUCGACAUAUAGCAUACAUUCUCUAUGAACUAGGACGUUAUAAACAUUUGCAUGAUUUAUGGUCACUUUAUUUACAAGCUGGUCUUGGUCAAUUAUUAAAAUCAAUCCAACAUGAACAACCCUAUUGGGCAUAUCAGGAAACUUUCAUUCAUCAACAACUCAAUGAUUAUAAAAUUAAAUUAGAUUAUUAUCAAAAAGAAUAUGAUUCAUGUAAAAUGGACUCUUAUAUACAAGAUGUUAUUGAAAAACUUGUCAAUGAAUAUGGUUUAAUCGAAAUUCAUAUGGAUUGUCAAUAUACGACUGCAUUAUUAUAUAAUAAAUAUCAUGAUCAUCAACUUCAGGUUCAAUAUCAAAAAGAAGCUUCAACAAAAUAUCAAGUAACUUGA
This is a messenger RNA of Rotaria socialis, 666 nucleotides long. The record is from the annotation of a GenBank genome assembly. Lineage: Eukaryota; Metazoa; Rotifera; Eurotatoria; Philodinida; Philodinidae.